AGACGAAAUUACACAAGGGAUCAAAGUUCUGCACCGUGUGCGGAUCAGAAUCAGGGAAAUCCUCCAUUAAUUGAGCAAAGACGAAAUCCUCCAUUGAGCAAAGUUCAUUGUACGAGGGAUAUUCUGGGAGAUUCGGAUCAAGAUGGUGUUACUUUCGUUCAAGUCACUGUUCUUGAGUACUAUAGUAGCAACAAUUUAAGGAUUAGUUGGCCUAAAGGAGCAAGCACUAAGGUUAGGCUUGAAGUAACGGGGAAGAAGGCGAAAAAUGCAACCUUUGUCUCAUGGACAGAGGCUGGGAAAAUAGCUAAAGAGAUAGUGAAAGUUGAGAAACGUAGGAUUGUGAAAAGCACUCUAUGUAAUGAAAGAAGUUCUCGGAGUGACUGCAUGUUCAUACUAGAUGUGCUAACUGUUGGAGGAAGGUUGAUGCUUGUGGACAUGGUUGGUUCUCAGAACAUAGACCAAGCUGGUCAGACGGGAUUUGAGGAGAAGAUGCAAACUGCUAAGAUCAAUCAGGAAAAUAUUCUCGAGUUGACUCUUUUGAAGAUGACAAGUCAAGAUUCUAAUGCUCUUAUGUGCAUGCCCGGAUCCAAAGGAAAUGCACAAGACUCUCUGCACUCUAGAGUAUGGGGCAAAAGCAAAGUGCAUAAUGAGGACAUCAGCGAGCUUAAUGAAGGGACUGUAUCCUCAGUUGCACCUAGAGAAUAUUUCGAUGGCACCUACAAACUAUUGUCCAUAGAAAUUGAUAAUGAUCGUUGCUACUGUAGUGGUCCGGUGGUUAUGCGAGACAUGAUUGUUGGUUCCAAUAAAAAAUUAUGGAAUUGCAUAAUCCCAACUCCAGUGAUUAAGUAUUUUCUAAAUGGUCUUGAAGAAAGACACAUUGGCUUCAGUUUGCUGGAUAUUCGGUAUCAAACCUUGGAGGAUGCUCAACUACGUAGACAUUUUAAAAUGAGUCAUGACAUGACAGGUGUUCUAAUAACCGAAAUAGAUCCACUGUCAAAUGCUUUCAAAGUUCUGAAAAAACACGAUGUCAUACUUGCAAUUGAAGAUCUUCCAGUAGAUAAUGAUAGAACAGUUCAUUUUCAGAGAAAAGAAUAUCUCAGUCUUAAUCACUUGGUUUCUAUGAAGAAACCUGGUGAAGUAGCUUCUCUUAAAAUAUUAAGAAAUGGAAAAGAGCAUGCCUACAACGUCAGUUUAAACUUCACCGUCUUGAUGAUUCUAGCAGGAGCACUGCUUGAGAAACAGAUUGUAUUUAUUUGCUCCAAUUUGGGACUUUUAGCGGCAUCAGUUCUAUCUAUUAUCCCAGUAAUUUGUCCCUUUCGGUGGCAGAGCUUUUUAAUGCCGGUUUUGCCAGAUGAUAUGCUGGAAUCUUUGGAUGCCCCAGUCCCUUACAUAGUGAGUUUGUGAAGAUGAUUCCUAUAUUGUAAGAUCCAUAUCAUAAUUACUUAUGUUGCUUAACAAGCUCUGCUCAUUCUAGGUUGGGGUAAAGAACAAAACAAGCUAUAAAACAUAACAAGCUUUGUUUCAUAAUUCUUUUUGAUUUAGCAGUAGAAUAGUUAUCCUUUUGAAUUCGAUAAUAUAGAAAGACGGAGCUACGCAGUUGAUUUGCCAUCUUAAUUUUUCUGUUAUCAACAGCCGUUUGUUUUGCUAUGUUUCUCCAGUCAUGCUUUACUUUCUUUUGGAACAUAUGACUCACUUAGUUGUUUCUCUCUAUAUUUAUUGUUUCAAAUUUGGAUGAUUCAGGG
This is a messenger RNA of Thlaspi arvense, 1742 nucleotides long. The record is from the annotation of a GenBank genome assembly. Lineage: Eukaryota; Viridiplantae; Streptophyta; Magnoliopsida; Brassicales; Brassicaceae.